This is a messenger RNA of Galeopterus variegatus (Sunda flying lemur), 2226 nucleotides long. RefSeq names its product dynein regulatory complex protein 1-like. NCBI's taxonomy places the organism in Eukaryota, Metazoa, Chordata, Mammalia, Dermoptera, Cynocephalidae. Gene Ontology annotation, cellular component: axoneme; axonemal dynein complex. The annotation marks the transcript as partial. The record is from RefSeq and is a predicted model, not a curated record. Gene Ontology annotation, biological process: axonemal dynein complex assembly; cilium-dependent cell motility; regulation of cilium movement. The transcript has 15 exons.
AAAUAACUUUAAUUUCUCUGCUUUUUUUUCAUCACAGGGAAGCACUUGGAGAAUAUUUAGAUGGGAAGAAGGAGAGUGAGGAAGAUCAAAGCAAGAGCCACAAACAGAAAGAAGAAAGUCGAUUGAAAUUGGCUAAACUGCUGCUCUGUGGCACGGAGUUUGUGACAAAUAUCCAAGUGGCUACAGAUAUCAGAGAGAUCCACAGGAGAGUUGAAGAAGAGGAGAUAAAGCGUCAGAGAAUUGAGAAACUGGAGAAUGAGGUUAAGACCAGCCAGGACAAAUUUGAUGAAAUCACUGCAAAGUGGGAGGAGGGCAAACAGAAGAGUAUUCCCCAGGACCUGUGGGACGUGCUCAACACUCAGCAGCUGCACUGUGCUGGGCUGAUAGAAGACAAAAACAAGCUUAUCAGCGAGUUACAGCAGGAGUUAAAAACAAAGGAUGACCAGUAUGUGAAGGAUUUGAAGAAACAGUCAGAUGACAUCUGCCUGCUUCUGGAGAGGAUGGAGGAACAAGUGAAGAAUGUAAUGAAAAGCUUCCGUCAGGAGCUCCAUCACAUCGAGAAAGCAUUUGAGAUGGAACGACAAGAGCUACUGACCAGUAAUAAGAAGAAAUGGGAGCGGGCACUGCAGGCCCACAAUGCCAAAGAGCUGGAGUAUCUUAUCAACCGCAUUAAGAAAGCAGAUGAGUAUGAGAAGCAGCUGAACAAGCAGAGGAUCUGGGAUUGCGAAGAGUACAACAUGAUCAAGAUCAAGCUGGAGCAGGAUGUGCAGAUCCUCGAGCAACAGCUUCAGCAUAUGAAAGCAACUUAUCAGCUAAACCAAGAGAAGUUAGAGUACAACUUCCAGGUGCUGAAGAAGAGAGAUGAGGAAAGCACGGUGAUUAAAUCACAGCAGAAGAGGAAGAUCAAUCGCCUGCAUGAUAUACUCAACAAUCUGAGAUCAAAAUAUGCCAAGCAGAUAAAACAGUUUCAGGAGGAGAACCAGUCUCUAACAUCAGACUACAAGCGUCUUGUGAUGCAAUUCAAGGAGCUACAGAAAGCCAUGAGGCACUUUGCUCUUAUUGAUGAUGAGAAGUUUCGGGAGAUUUGGCUGAUGAAUGAAGAGGAAGCAAAGGAUCUAAUAGGCAGAGCCCUCGAUGUAGACAGGAUCAUCCAUACUCAUCAUCUGGGACUCCCCUGGACGGCGCCUGACUUCUGGUUCCUGAAGAAUGUGGGGCCGAUUUCUCAGCAGCAGCGGAAGUCCGCCACACAAAUAGUAGAGGAAGUGCUGAUGCAAACAGAAGAGGAGGGGGUAGAAGAGGCUGCCUCAGAAUCAGAAUCUUAUCUGGACCUGCCAAAGCAAGUUUCAGCAAAAACUACCAGAAAGAUCCUGAUGCUCCUGUGUGAUGAAUCGGGUUUCCUCAUAGAGAACAAGCUGCUGAGCCUGCUCCUUCCCCUGGAGAAGAGCGAGUGCUACCUGCUGAGGCUGGAUGCCAUCUUCUCAUCUCUUCACACACUCCUGCUUGUAAUAUCCCCAUCCCACAGUUGCCCCCACACCUUUCCCCAGAUCACCACCGGGAAUCCAGCCACCAUGGAGAAGACAAGCUUGGUGUUGGCGUUGGAGAUGGCAGAACAGACAGAGCUGGAGGGAGGAAAGGAGGAAAGCCUCGUGGAUGGGGAGCCGGAGGAGGAGGGGGAGCCGGAGGAGAAGGUGGAGCAGGAAAAAGAGAUCCCACCUUCUCCUAGGCUCAUCCACCCCAAUGACGUCCUCAAGAUUCUGGAGGCCUUUGUCAAGGGUCUGAAGAAGCCCAGGGACUUUCGGGCACCACUGAGAGUGCUGAAGGGCGUGCGAGAUGACUCAAAGGACUCUGAGUACUGGAAGGCCCUGACCACGGUUAUCCCCUCUGCCAGGCAGAGCCUCUGGGAUGCUCUCUACACAGCCUUGGAGAAAUACCACCAUGUCCUGACCCAGAGGGCCAAUCUGCUGAUGGAAAACGAGUCUCUGGAGCAGCAGAACACAGAGCUCCAGAUGCUGCUUCAGCAGUAUCUGGCCUCCAAGAUAAACUCUGAACUGCAAGUUCCUCCAACUCAGGUGUUCCGGGUCCCCACAAAACAGAGCCGGACCCUAGAAAGCUGAUGUGUUGACACUGACGCUGGUGCUAGAACUGGCACCUGUCACAAUGAGGCAGUAUCCUGCAGUAAUGAUGAACCUGUAUCCUGAAGUUGUGAUUAAAGUCUUUUAAAAGUUG